AUGUCUUUCAAAGAAAAGUCGUCGUCGUUUCCCGGGUACUCGUCAAACAAACACUCUUUACCUCUAUAUAAAGACAAACCCUCGUCGUCGUCGUCGUCGUCUGCAUUUGCUCCCAUCCGUGGUUCCAGAAUAUCAAAGAAAGUCAUGUUGACUCGCGUAUUCUUCCUGACGUUGGCCCUCUACUCCAUCUACUACUUGGCGUUUAACUCGUCGUACUCAUAUCGCUCCAAUUCCAACGCCCGGGCCUCGUCGUGGCCACAAGCCAAGCAGCAGGUUAAAGAUGUGUUCCUUGAAUCGUGGAACUCCUACGAACACGAUGCAUGGGGCAAAGACAUUUACCAUCCCGUGACUAGUAAGGGUGAAAACAUGGGCCCCAAGCCAUUGGGCUGGAUGAUUGUCGAUUCCUUAGAUACCUUGUUGAUCAUGGACUGCAAGGAAGAGUUCACCAGAGCAAAAAAGUGGGUUCAAACCGACUUGAACUACCACUUUGACUAUAGCGUCAACUUGUUUGAGACCACCAUCAGAAUGUUGGGUGGCCUCUUGUCAGCAUUCCAUUUGUCCAAUGACGAUGUCCUAUUGGAUAAAGCCGCAGACUUGGCCAAUGCAUUGAUGGGAGGUUUCCAAUCCAAGACAGGAAUUCCAUAUUCUUCUGUUAACCUUAAAACUGGUGAGGGAAUCAGAAAUCAUGUAGAUGGUGGGGCUUCGUCCACCGCUGAGGUGGCCACCUUGCAGUUGGAGUUCAAGUAUUUGUCUAAAUUGACUGGUGAAGACUUGUACUGGAAAGCAGCUGAAAAAGUUAUGCUGGAGUUGGACAAGAACCAGCCUUUGGAUGGCUUGGUACCAAUUUACGUCCAGCCAGAUUCCGGAAAAUACCAGGGCAAAUUGAUUCGUCUUGGUUCCAGAGGUGAUUCCUAUUACGAGUAUUUGUUGAAGCUGUACUUACAAACAAACAAAAAGGAACCAAUCUACUGGAAAAUGUACAGAGAAUCUGUUGAAGGUGUCAAGAAGCACAUGUUGGGUGAGUCCAAGCCAAGUGGUUUGACAUAUGUUGGUGAACUCGAUAGAGGCAUUGGUGGGGGCUUGUCGCCUAAGAUGGACCACUUGGUGUGCUUCUAUGGUGGCCUUCUUGCACUCGGAGCUACUGGUGGUUUGACCUUGGCAGAAGCCCGUAAGCUUCCUACUUGGGGAGAAGAGCAAGAGAGCGACUUCAAGCUUGGUGAGGAGUUAACUUACUCAUGCUACAAAAUGUACCAUGACGUUCAACCUACGGGAUUGUCUCCUGAAAUUGUGGUGUUCAACCUGGAUUCGCUGAAGAGUGCUGACUUCAUCAUCAAGCCUUUAGACACCCAUAACUUGCAGCGUCCAGAAACAGUGGAGUCUCUUUAUUACUUGUAUAAGUUAACUGGAGACGAGAAGUACAGAAAGUGGGGUUACGAAAUCUUCCAGAACUUCGUCAAGCACACCAAGGUUACCACAGCAUCUGGAAUGGUGUCAUAUUCGUCGUUACAUGAUGUGACUAGCAAAGAGCCCAAGUUCAAAAAUAACAUGGAGUCGUUUUGGCUUGCUGAGACUUUGAAGUACUUGUAUCUCUUGUUUGACGAUGAGGACCUUAUUCCAUUGGAUAAAUAUGUCUUCAACACCGAGGCUCAUCCUUUCCCAAGAUUUGACUUGGAGCCAUUGUUCAAGACCGGAUGGGAAAGGCUGAGCGAUGAUCCCAGAGAAGUGGAGAAUGCAGCCAAGGUGGGAGAGCAGCAAAUGAAAGAGCAGCCCAAGAUCGACAAGAAGAAGAUGCCCAAGGCGGUUCCAGUUGCAAAGAAGGUGGACGAGCAACUUCAGGAAGAGGUAAAGAAGGAUCCGCUGAUCAAGAAUGAAGAGGAGAACACGAGAAAAAAGGUCGAAGAGGCGCUUAAAGAGUUGAGCAAGGAGGAAGAGAAGAACAAGAAGGAAGAUAAAUAG
Messenger RNA from Sungouiella intermedia, 1956 nucleotides. The record is from the annotation of a GenBank genome assembly. NCBI's taxonomy places the organism in Eukaryota, Fungi, Ascomycota, Pichiomycetes, Serinales, Metschnikowiaceae.